Messenger RNA from Zychaea mexicana, 678 nucleotides. RefSeq lists its product as uncharacterized. NCBI's taxonomy places the organism in Eukaryota, Fungi, Mucoromycota, Mucoromycetes, Mucorales, Lichtheimiaceae. The coding region runs from base 1 to 678 and encodes 225 amino acids. The record is from RefSeq and is a predicted model, not a curated record. The transcript is spliced from 3 exons.
AUGACCGCCACUGCUGGAGCUGGCGGACUGGCUGUUGCUACAUACAGCAACAUUAAAAACCGGCAACCCAAGGUGGAAGAACAGCCUGUGGAUACAACAACAUUUGAAGAUCAACAGUACUAUGGCAACCUGGCUAUUGGACCUUCUUCUCCGACGCAUGUUAUUGCGAAUAACUAUGACAACAAUGGGGUUCAGGUCAAUGACAACAACAGCAAUAGGAGCAAUAUGAUCCAUAUCAACUCAAUCCAUAUGCUAUAUAGCUUAAUGCCUCAAGCAUCCGCUAUCAAUCCUUUUUUGUUCCGCCAGAUGACAAUACGGUCCCGGCUGGUUUUGGCUGGUGGUGGCGCCUAUGUACCAGCACUUGUACCUACUAUCCAUGAUCAACCACGCCAAUCACAAGAGAUGAUUGCUUUAAGAGGCGGCGGCGGCAAGCGCGGAAGCUGCAUAAUGGCAGCAAGCAUCGGCAAUACUGCCGAAUCGAAGCAGCAGAGACCUCAACAUAUCCAAAUAAAGUCUGGUGACUACAAUAACAACAGAAUUAGAAUGCUAUGGGACGAUGGAUUAGCAAGCGCUGGCGGUAGUACAGUAGCACGCUCAGCAUCAACAGCAUCAAUCAUUCGAUUCCGUAGCAGCAUGUACAAUCCUUGUGAUGGUGUCAAUUCAGACUUACGUAUAUGA